Molecule: messenger RNA, 1296 nt
Organism: Eurytemora carolleeae
Lineage: Eukaryota; Metazoa; Arthropoda; Copepoda; Calanoida; Temoridae
Product: tetratricopeptide repeat protein 17
Exons: 7
Coding region: 4-900 (298 amino acids)
Biological process (GO): actin filament polymerization
Cellular component (GO): actin cytoskeleton; cytoplasm
Molecular function (GO): protein binding
Source: RefSeq, a predicted model, not a curated record
CUCAUGAUGGAUAUUCUACUCUCUACUGUAACGGACAAUGAAGGAAUGUGGAAGAAAACUUCAGCUGAAAAUUAUUGCAGGCUUUAUGGAAUAAGUCAAUGUCAAAGAAAUAAUCCAGCAAGGAAUAACCGUGGUAUCCUGGUAGAAGCUGAGGAUGCGUAUGACGAUGACGAGGUUCUAGACUGUGGUAAACCUGUCAACUUCACCUACUACGAUCAUCUUGUUGGGAUUCAGAAUAGAGCAUCACAUCUUCAUAUCCCAGAACCAGAGGUUGCAAAUUUAUUCAAGAAAAAGAAUAAGAAAGGAGGAGAUAUAGAUAUUGAUGCAAUCGAGCGAAGAUUGAAGAAAUCGAAGCGAGAAAAGCCUAAAUCUGUUGAGAUUUACAAUCAAAUUGCAAAUUUUUGGCGAAUUAGAGGAGAUACUCAGGCCUCCAUUGAGUGCUUUAGACGAGCUUUGGCGGUCUCACCGAAUAAUGCAGAAAUUCUUUUAAACCUUGCCCGUGUACUUUUUAACCUCCAGUACUUGGACGACGCAAUAUUUUUGACCCGGAGAUCUUUGGAAGUUCAACCUCAUGAUCAAAGUGCCUGGCAACAACAUUUUCAGCUGGGAGAAAUAUUGAAAGCCUACGGACAUUUUCAAGAAGCUGCUCUUCAUCUCCGCCAUGUACUGGAGCUACGACCAAAUCAUCAACCUGCUCUUCUUAUUCUUAAAGAGAUGGAAUCCUCGCCUGAUUCUACAGUUCAUGUAUAUACAAUGCUUAUAAUAGUUUGUUUGGUUCUUGGUGUACUGGGCUGGAUACUCUCUACUCUUGAUGCAACACUUGCUCAAGAACAAGAGAAUGCUCCUUUUCACAGGAACAAAUCUUUGUCUCGGGCGAAGAACAGAAAACCUAAUAAUUAAUGUAAUUCGGGUCCGGGAACCUAGGCUGGGGGGCACAGAGUACAAACAAACUACUAGGUAUUAUGUACAGAUGUACAUCGUAAACCCCACCUUGUAAUCGUCGCUGUUGCGCGUCAUGACAAAAAAUGUUUCAAACCUGUUUUCUCUUCUGUUAAAACUUGUUUGAACUUUGUGAUAUUUUCUUCAUUGAUCUCAUAGUUCGUUAGUGAACUACGCUAAGUCUCAGCUCCACCUAGAAACUGUACUUUACACGUGUACACUGUGCCCCCAGUAUACCUAACUAAUCCUCAUAUAAAUAUAUAUGGGCUCAAAACCUCUAGUCAUUAUAUGUACGUUCUAAACUGUCCUAAUACAUAGUAAAUAUAUUAAAUAAAUAUAGCUUUGCAAUCUCUAAAA